Molecule: messenger RNA, 2283 nt
Organism: Meloidogyne enterolobii
Lineage: Eukaryota; Metazoa; Nematoda; Chromadorea; Rhabditida; Meloidogynidae
Source: the annotation of a GenBank genome assembly
AUGGUUGUUCAAGGCUUUUUAAAGAGUGAUCCUUCAGUAGCUCUAAAUCAUGUUGUUUACACUUGUACUGAAGAUGGCAAGAAUAGACAUUUAACAAUUUUUCGUUCUUUUAACGCUGAGGAGGCUCUUGAUUUUUGCAGACGUUGUGAUGAAUGUCGUGUUCUUUUUAAUCUUCUUGACCAAAAGAAGGAUAUUAGAAGGCCUGUUUGGGAUGUUACUUAUAUGAUUAAAAAUCACCCCCUUUGGAGAAUGGUUCAUAUUGCCAUAUUAUGCAAUCGAACAGAUAUUUUCUCUGACGAGGGAAUUGAAUGUAUAAAGAAAUUUGGAUAUUCUGUGGAUGAUUUGACAAAUGUCGUUUGCUCUCCUGAAGGGAAAUAUCCUUUAAUGUUGGCAAUAGAAAAACAGCAAGAGUCAAUUGUUCGUUUUCUUCUUAAAAAUGGCGCUAAUCCAGGUGCACGAGAUCCUAAGGGGAACAAUUCGCUUCAUUAUGCAGCUUUGGCUUCAGCAAGUAUGUUAGAAACCCUUUGGCAUUUUGAAUCUUGCAAGCCUCUUUUAAACUCAAAAAACAACGACGGGGAAACACCAACUCGUGUUGCAUUUCAAAAUUUAAAUCCGCUUUGUCUAAAGACUUUGUUGGGUUUUGGUGGUGAAUUAAUGUUGAAGGCGACUGACAAAAAUCCUCUUUUUGAGUUGAUGCAAUCUAAGGGGAAGACUGUUGAGUCAUGCCUUCAUGCCGCUCUCUUCAAAACUUCACUUAUGAGUGUUCUUCAUUUAAAACAUACAGAGCUUGAUUUAAAUUCAAAAAAUAAAGCAGGGCUAACACCUUUACAUCAAUUUGUGAUAGCUGGGGAUUUUGGUUUAACAAUGUGUAUUGCCUCUUACGGCGCUGAUUUAAAUGUUCCUGCUGACUAUUCUAAAAUGUCAGCUCUUCAUUUGGCUGUUUCUCAACGUAAUUUGGAAAUUACUCGUUUACUUUUAAGUCUUGGCGCUGAUCCAAAUCCAGUCAAUAGUCAUGGAGAUACUCCUCGUCAUAUGGCUGCUAAAUUGAAUGAAUUUGAGCUUCUCAAAAGCUUAAUAAUUUGUGGGGCAAAACGCUGUCCAGCAACAAAAAUUGGUUGUGUUUCUGGCUGUGUAGAUAAUAAAGCAUUAAGAGCAAUCAAAAAGCCUUCCUCUUCAAUGCCAAUAAUAGUACCUGAAGCAAAGAAAAGUCCAACAUCUUUAGUGGAAGAAUUAGAAAAUCGGACAUUCAGUAAAGAAAUGUUGAGAUAUAAUAAAAUAUUGGAUGCUGAACAUAAUUCAAUUUAUAAUGAAAUGAUUGGGGUUUUGAAUGAAAAAAAUGAAGAUGAAAAUUCGAGUAUAAUAAAUAUACUUUCUUUGGAUGGUGGUGGAAUUCGUGGUUUGGUUAUUACUCAGAUAAUGUUAGAAGUUGAACGUGUUAUGGGCGAAUCUAUAUUUGAAUAUUUUGAUUGGGUGGCAGGAACUUCAACAGGUUCAUUAGUUGCUGCUGGUCUUGCAAGUGGACAGACUCUUCGAGAACUUCAAAGGGUUUAUAUUCGUUUCAAGGACCUUGUUUUUGAUAAUCGUCGACCACACAAUACAGCCGUUUUGGAGACUUUUAUUCAAGAAGAAUUGGGAAAAGAUAAAUUGUUGUUUGAUUUGGAAUGGCCAAGACUUUUAUUUACUACAACAAAAGCAGAUUAUUUCCCUGUUCAAUUAGAAUUAAUGAGAAAUUAUACUCUUCCAACAACUGAUGAUGAGAAUUCGGAACUUGGAUUUAAAAAUUCAGAAAAAUUGUACUUAUGGAAGGCAUUGAGACGUUCUUCAGCAGCACCUACAUUCUUUUCUGCUGUUGAUAAUAAAUAUAUUGAUGGAGGUAUAAUCUCAAAUAAUCCAUCACUUGAAUUAUUACAAGAAGUACAAUUUUGGAAUAGUUUUAAUAAAUUAAAGAAUAUUCCAAAAUCUGUUCGUAUUGGUUGUCUUUUAAGUAUUGGAACUGGUUCUAUUCCUUCAACAAAAUUGGAGCCGGCACAUUUAGAGUUAGCACAAAAUUAUAUCACACAACCAAUAACUUCUUAUAAUGCUGUGAUUACUAUUGGACAGAUUUUGAUUGAUCAGGUAUCAGCAACAGAAGGAGCCCCUGUACACAGAGCUGGAGCUUGGUGUAUAUCUUCAAGAACACCCUAUUUUAGACUUAGCGCUCCUCUUCAUAAAGAAGUUCAAAUGGAUGCAAAAGGUGAUGAAGAAAUUGCUAAAAUGAUGUGGGAUUGUAUUGAAUAUAUGUAA